AUGGAUGAGAUGCUUGAGAUUAUUAAAGAAGGUAGUGUUGCAGUACGCGGCCACUUCAUGUGGCGCAAUCGAUACGUGACGAUCAAGUCAGGAGAAAUGGCGAUUCAUCGUCGACGAGAAGGACCAAUUAAGGCCAAGAUUGACUUGUGUGAUACCAACAUGAAGCUCACAUUUCUCGGCGGUCAGUCUCUGCUUACAAUUUCCAUGCACGGUCAGAAUAUCGUGUGUGACCUUCGCUCGACCGUCACGCGGGACGAGUGGAUUAGUGCCAUUGUGAGUGCCCAGGAACGCCCAAGCUCACAAGUAGAGUGCGACGAAAAUGGCACGAAGCUUAUCUCCGACGAUGAAACGGACAAUCACGACAGCUCGAUGACAAGCAUGGAAACUGAUGAGAGCGAUACGAUGGACAAAGAAAGCGAAGGAUAUAACGAUUCCCUGUUGGCGUUACGCAGUGCGCGCGACUCUGCAAUACAGUGUAAUCUAUCGAUAGAGGAAUCUGAAAUCGAUAGCGUUAACUACCCUCACGACAAUCCUGCCACUCCUGCAUUCACGAAGGCUGCUGUAUCACUUCGACGGGUACAGAGUGCACAGCGUAUUGAAGAGGAAUUACGACAGAAGCGGCUUCGAGCUCUUUUGGGGAUGAUUGAGAGCUCACCGCAUGGUGGGCGUGUUGCGCUAUUACAUCUUGGAGUGGUGGCAUCUGCGGGUAUUACGGUCGGCGAUAUGCUGCUGGCGCUUGGAGAGAAAUAUAGGAAUGAUUCACGUCGAGGGUCGGUAAGCCCACGCACUCAGAGCAUGCAGAAGCACAACGUCGUGGCGUUUGUUUGUGAUAUACUGCUCCACCCCAUUUACUCUAAACGCAAAGAGGUGAACACCGAAAUAGUACAGGGGCUUAUCGACUUGUUUUUCCCUGAUUGCCGCUCAAGGCGGUUUAGCGACGACACGGACUUGCAGCAUGUUGAACCGAUUGAGUCAGCUUUUGUAGACAACGAAGACAGAGUCACGGCAAAGAGUGCAAACGAUGCUGAUGUUGGCACGUUGAAAAGUGAUGCACCUUCAACCUUCACCUCAAUACUACCAACUCCAGCAGUACGGUCUCCGCAAAGAAAAAAGCGACGCAUCCACUCGUUUCCAAACUUAGGUGGAAUUACCCAGCAUGCUAGAAACAAAGGACUGCUACUACUCUCAGCCGACGACAAUGAAAGAAUCAUCAAGUCAAGUAAGCGUGAGGAGGGUGGUCAUCGACUGCGUGAUAACAUGCCGAUGUUGCCGUUUUCGGACAGCAAAUGUCUUGACGGAGAAGAAGAUGGUGGCAUUGCAGUCUCUGACUCUAGCUCAUCCGAGGAACUUGACGUAGUUUGUGAAGCUGUCCUGCUUCCAGUCCCAUUACGAAGUAUACUCUCUGAGAUGUCAUGUCUGGAGUUGGCUGAACAGCUCACACUUUUUCAUCACUCACAGCUGACACAUGUGCAUCCGUGGGAAUUUUUGCAUCAUCCUAAAGAAGCUGCCAAAAACCUGACAGAUCACUUCAAUCACUUAGUGGCGUUUUUCGUCUGGUCUGUGCUGGUAGAAGAGUCUCCGAAGGAGCGUGCCGAGGUCAUCGAAGAUAUCAUCACAAUUGCCAUAGCUGCUAGUGCUCCACCUUUCAACAAUUUUCACUUAGUCAUGGCUUGCGUGGGGUGUCUUGGUGACACUCCAUUAAUAUCUUCGCGAAUGCCAACAACGUGGAAAAAGGUCCGUGCCAAGUACAAGACACGACUCGGUGAGUUGCGACAAUUAUGUGAUCACACCGGUGGCUUCGAGAAACUACGACGCAAGCAAAGUGUUGAAAGUGCUCAGCUCACACUAUCCAACGACAAGCCGACGACGUCAGUUAUUCCUUUUAUCGGCGUUAUUGGGGUCAUGUUGGAACGGUUGCGCUCAACGAGCUACUUUACUGCAAACAAAAUGUUUGAUCUCAAAAAACUGGAGCGGCAAUACAAGGUCCUUAGUGUGCUGGAAAAUGCACUCCUUAAGCAUGCUCCAAGACCAGGUUCCCAACGCGGAAAGACAUCACCAACGGAGGCCGCAGCUGAAAUGACCACCCGUUUGCAACAUUUCUUCCAAACUCUCAGUAUGGACUUUGCCACGUCUCGAUUGCAUCAACUGCGCUCACAACAAAUUCUGGUAAAUGAAACGAGUACAACGAUCGCGCAAGGGGCACUUGUGAACUCGAGUAACAAAGGAGAAAAUCCUUUUGCAACGAAUCUCCCAGUCAGCAGGUUUCACUCAAAUGGACUAAUUGGUCCCAAUGAAGACUCUGGAUUGGCAUUCGUGUCGUUUCGAGAUAUCUGCGUUCUGUUGGUAUCAGUGCCUGAUAAACAAGAACGGAUGCAAAUGGCGCUCGAGGCUCUGUUCUUGGAUGGGUGUCAGCCUGCUACGCAGUACUUGCGCAAGUUUUGGCUUGCCUUCAAGCAAAACGUGUGGAUAUCGGGCAUUGGCCCCACCCUCCAAAGUCUGCGGCUUUGUGUGUCUGCUUUGUAUCAAGAAGUCAUGACGCAAAAGAUCACCGAGGUCAUGCAGGUCAGCGGAUUGAAUGAAAAUUCGGGUGAUCUGUACGACAUGGUGUACGCGAAGAUCGUGAUUUUGACCGUACAGCCCGUGUAUCUACACAUCGUGUCAAAGGUCAAGCGCAAUUACAUUAAGGACGAUGUGAAUGCAGCAGCACGACUGCUGCAGAGUACACCUCAGAUUGUAAUUGAUACCAGCAAGCCGACGAUGCCGUGGAGCAGCUGUAGCUGUAGCUCCCCCGUGGAGUUGUUGGAUCUUGUUUGUCAAUUAGUCGCGCUGCCUUGUGCUAGCACCACUACUGCCACUGCCGCCGCAAGUGAUCACCAACUGGCAGUGGUCGACUUGCUUGGAGCGCUACAGCACCAAGCCCGUCACACAUUUCUCGCCACCAACCCUGUGAGCAGCAUGUACCUAAUGAAACAAAUCCUGGAUCCGAUGUAUCUACCACUUGCAAGACGGCAAGCGCUCGAAGUGUUUGUCGUUGCAGUGACAUGGCUGCGAAAGAAGCAGUAG
This is a messenger RNA of Peronospora farinosa, 3063 nucleotides long. The record is from the annotation of a GenBank genome assembly. Lineage: Eukaryota; Oomycota; Peronosporomycetes; Peronosporales; Peronosporaceae.